Molecule: messenger RNA, 3747 nt
Organism: Hylaeus anthracinus
Lineage: Eukaryota; Metazoa; Arthropoda; Insecta; Hymenoptera; Colletidae
Exons: 9
Coding region: 487-1368 (293 amino acids)
Source: RefSeq, a predicted model, not a curated record
GAGGUAGGGGGGGUCGGAGGUGGUGGUCCGGCGGAUACGGACUCCGAUAGGGAACAUUGGCUUAGUGUGCUUUCGUUCGUCUUCGUGGAAGGUAUACCGGUUACUGUCACGUUCUACAUCAGUUAAACGCACGUUGCGCUCUUCCGGUACCGUCGAAACCGUUUCCUCGUUUUAGCGUCAAACGUCGCGGUCAGUGGGUUUCUCUUCCGUCGCCAAGGUGUGUUAAUGUGGUUGUGAUACACGGAAGUUAGUUAGCGGCGAGGAGGGAUACCGUGCUACGUGUGUCAAGUGCCACUGGAUGAUGAAUGUGAUGAUACAGAGCUGGUUCAUCUGCUGUCUGUUUCUGCUGGGCUGUGUUCAAGGAUCGAGCGAUACGAAGAGGAACGGGAGUGAGUCGAAAGCACGAGGGGGCGGAUUUAUAUAGGGGUUAAUUGGGACGAUUGCGUAAGAUAUUUUUCGCUACGCAUUCUCGACGAUGAAGAGAAGAUGAGUCUCUGGGUCGAUGAGCAAAGAGGACUAGAAGUGUGGCCAGAAUGCUGGCAGCUCGUGAUCAAGAGCGUGAACGUCCCAGAAAGGGUGAAGGUGGGAGAGGCGGAUUACGUGAUUCUGGACUGCGACUAUGAUUUCGAGAACACGCCUAGCAAGGGAUUAGUCGUGAAAUGGUUCUUCAACGUCAACGAAGUGGCUUACCAAUGGAUAUACGGUAGAAAUCCUUUGGCCGGCGAGCUCAUGGAGAAGUACGUCGACCUGAAGUACGAAGCCAGCGACGAUCCGUACACCAAGUACCGAGCCAUGAAAUUGAAUAAGCCCGGUAUCGAUCUUACCGGCGACUACAGGUGCGUCAUAUCCACUUUCGCGGACGAGCGGUCUGCCAAUGCCUCCAUGGUUGUGUAUUCAACGGAGGAGAAAUUCGAUCUUGUGUAUAGAAAGAAAACCAUAGAUGAUAAGGAUGGAGUGGAGAUAACGUGUAAAGCAGAAGGACUAUAUCCACAACCUACCCUCGAUAUAUCCAUCGAGUCUGUUCCGGAAAAGCAAACAGCGAAGCCCACCGUUACGCUGCGUGACGAUGGACUGUACGAUAUCUUAUCACGAACGGCCUUACUGGACGAAGAUUUACCGGAAGAGGCGAUUGUCAAAUGCUUGCUCGGUAUACCGAAGGCAAACUACAACGUUUCCCACCAAACCGUCUACUAUCGCGGAACGCCUACUACUACUUCAACUGCUACAACGAAGCUGCUGCAGAUAAUGGAGAACCAAGCGCUAGACAACUCAGGGGCUGGCAAUGGUGGUGGAAACUUCUCUGGUCAAGUGUCAAUUAAUGUCCUCUUAGUCAUGAUGCAUCUGGCAAUUGUCAACAUGUUCAAUUAACCGCUUGAUUACUAGGUGACCGCUCGAACAUGAGUCCGAAGCAAGUGGUAGACGCGCGUUAAAAGUCAACCGUUCUCGACCUUUCGUCUUACUACGCCUAAGAUCGACGAACAUCGUGUCCCCUUCCCCCGGUGCACCGCCCCCCCCCCCCCCCAAACGUUAAAUGUUGUUUCACAAAGCGCCAGACACAAGCAUCGAAGUUCGAUCAACGUUCAUGUUCAUCGUCUCGCAAGAGAAAGUCCUGUUUAUAAUUCUGUAUGCAUACAUCGUACGCGCUGUUUAGAGUGUUAUUUGUACUUGUAAACGAAAUUUGUAGAUUAUCGCGGCCGAGAUCGACGCGACUUGAACCAACAAAAAAAAAAAAAAAGGAAAUAAAAUAAAAGGUUUAUAGGUAAACUAUCGAAGCGGGGUCGGCUGGUUUUAAAACGAAAAAAAAAAAAGAAAGAAAAUCGUCGAAGUGUGGCGUGUAAAUAAUGUUCAAGAUUUGAUCAUACAUAUGUAUAUUAACAGUUCGAGUCAUAAUUGUAGACUGUGUUUGUUAUACUCUUCGUGUUACGUCAGAUUCAUAAUAUAUUGUUUAAACGAAUAAGAUGUAUGGAACUUUACAUACACGAUACACACACCAGAUAUAUGAUAUAUUAUAUAAAUAUACGAGAGAAAAAGAAGAUCGAUCGGAUACAUAUAUAUAUAUAUAUAUAUAUAUAUUAACUAUACGUAACUUGAAUGUGUAAUUAUUUUAAUAUGUGUAAAUAGCUGCGACAAUAUGCUGUAUCGAAAUGCAAACGCGCGUAUGUGAAGAAUAUCUAGGAGCGUGGAUCGCGAUAACAUCCUCGCUUGUUAAUGAGAAUUUAGAGGAUUCUGCGAUGAGACGACGAACUGUUCGUCUGCGUUUACUCAUUGCGGACCGAGAUGGAUGAAAUUCUUGCCUAGGCGAAAAUUUCAAAAUAGAAAUUCGAAUUACAAAAUGAAAUGUUUCGCGUUGAACGAAUAAAAAAUGAAUUAGUUAAUCGAACAAACGUCGCUUUGUAAAUCCUGUGUUUGUGUUAUUCGUCGAGUAUUAUUCGAAUAAAAUUUUGCCCAUCUCUGAUUGCGAAAGAAACGUGACGCUUGGAAGACAGCGUGACAGACAAAAAUAUCCAAACGAAAAGUGUUACACGAAUCUAAAGAUUGUUUCAGGACGCCUGAAACGUUACAAGUUGUAAUAGCAUGGCGUUUCGAAGUUAGGGGAUCUCAGGGGGUUGCAAAUGGAGAAUCUGAACCAUCGUCGCAGCGAAACCCAUUGCUUCCCUAAGAUCCCAUGGCUCUGAAGCGACAUAUUGUUGCUACUGUUAUAUUAGCGAGGUCGAUGAGUUUAAUUUAUUAAUUAAUUUAUUUGGACUUCAAUUCCGCUCAGGUAUUUUCGUUUAAAUAUAUAUUUUAAUUAAUGCUAUGAAACGACCAAAGAGCUAAUAUUCAGAUCAGAGCUUCUUAAACUAUGAGUCGCGUUAAAAAUUCUUUGGAGUCGCAGAAAAUUGUGAAAAAUAUAAAAUAUGUUUUGUAUCACUUUAAGGUAUCGGAGUAUUAUAUCUGUAUAUAACAAAUAUACUUGUAUAGCGAUUAUUAUUAUAAAUAAGGUUAGCGUAUCCGACGAGGAUGACGUAUUAAUUCCUAAAAUUGUCAGUGCAGUGCACAGGACAAUUAAAUUUAUAUUUCACGAAGCAUAUGAAUUCGAUACAAUUUGGGAGUGGUGAACUAGAUCGCGAGUGAAACAGGUUUAAGAAGCCCCGAUUUAGCCUAAACUCGUAUUAGUUUCUCUUUGGCUGUUCUGUGAGUUGUAGUACCAAAGAUGAUCGAAUAAAUACCUGAGCAAUCGGAAGUUGAAACUGCGUGCACCAAAGUUCGCGCGUCUAAUUAACUUAGGCCUAACAUACAAGUUAUUUUUUUCUACUUGCACGCUACUCGACUAAUCAUGUUUACGUAAGAGACUAGUCUACGAAAGGGGUGAUAUUUGUUUCUUGGAUAAAAGGAAUUCUUUUGUACAUCGAAGAAAUUAGCGAGAAAUAAAGUAAAUGUUUACGUUAUCGUGUGAGUGUUAAUCGAUUCUUGGCAUUACCGAUAAUCACUGUUGAAUGCGCGCGUGGCAAAUCUGAAAAUUACUUCAUACCUGGCGACUCUAAACGAGGGAGAAAUUAUAGUGAACGUUAUAGUUGUAAAUAAAUUGUCCUCUGUAGCACUUCUAGUCGUUCGAACAAAUGCCUAUCGGAUCGAUGAAAGAAGAGAAAGGUGCGAAGUCUGUAAUUUAAGUUCGAGUAUGGCAUCCGAGAAUUCUGAUUAUGUAUACCGACGCUUGUAAAAAGGAUUUCGUGUUUGUAAAACUAAAUACAUUCUAUACCAAAGAAA